This is a messenger RNA of Ascochyta rabiei, 4875 nucleotides long. Its product is annotated as RING-type E3 ubiquitin transferase. The transcript is spliced from 5 exons. Gene Ontology annotation, cellular component: CCR4-NOT complex. Lineage: Eukaryota; Fungi; Ascomycota; Dothideomycetes; Pleosporales; Didymellaceae. The coding region runs from base 1 to 4875 and encodes 1624 amino acids. The record is from RefSeq and is a predicted model, not a curated record. Gene Ontology annotation, molecular function: ubiquitin-protein transferase activity; RNA binding; metal ion binding. Gene Ontology annotation, biological process: protein ubiquitination.
AUGUCCCGCCUCCAGUACGACCAGUUCGUCGACGACGACGAGGACGAGUGCUGCCCGCUCUGCGUCGAGGAGUUCGACCUGUCGGACAGAAACUUUCGCCCGUGUCCCUGCGGCUACCAAAUCUGCCAGUUCUGCUACAACAACAUCAAGACGACGAUGAACGGGCUGUGUCCCGCCUGUCGCCGUCCCUACGACGACUCGACGAUUGAGUUCAAGAACAUCACCCCCGAAGAGAUGGCCAAGCACAAGCAGCAGAUUGCCCAAAAGGCCAAGAAGAACGCCCAGAUACGGCAGAAGGAGGCGCAAAAGGCAGAGGCCGACUCGCUCAGCCGCAAGCACCUCGCCGGCCUGCGCGUCGUCCAGAAGAACCUCGUCUACGUGACCGGCCUGACGCCCACGAUACGCGAGGACCGCCUGCUCGACACCCUGCGCGGGCCCGACUACUUUGGCCAGUACGGCAAGAUCAUCAAGAUCGUCGUCAGCAAGGCCCGCGAGAACGCCCAGCACCAGCAGUCGGUCGGCGUCUACGUCACCUUUGCCCGCAAGGAGGACGCCGAGGCCUGCAUCACCGCCGUCGAUGGCUCGCAGAACGGCGACCGCGUCCUGAGGGCCCAGUAUGGCACCACCAAAUACUGCUCCGCCUACCUGCGCGGCGAGCAGUGCAACAACCGCAACUGCAUGUUCCUGCACGAACCGGGCGAAGACAACGAGAGCUUCACCCGCCAAGACCUGUCCAUGAUGAACUCGAUCCAAACCCAGCAGCCUGCGCAAUCCUCCAGCUCCCGCUCCGCACCGCCCGCCCACCCGGGCCCUCCCGUCUCCGCCGCCUCUACUGCCACCGCCACCGCCUCCACUGCCACCGCCACCGCCUCCACCGCCGCCGCCGCCGCUGCGCCCAUGAGUCGACAGCAGAGCAACGAAGGCUCGAGUCCGACGCAAGACGCACCGGGCUUGCCAGCGACCGCAGGCUGGGCCAGCAAAGCAGCCCUCGAGCGCCGCGCGAGUCGCUCCACCAUUGCAUCGCAUCCCAGCCCCAUGGUGCCAAACGCCACGCCUGCGCAAGCUUCGAAAGCACAAACCCCCGCGCCAAAGAAGGAGGAGCCCCCCAAGGUAGAAGAGGCACCAAAGCCCAAGACCAGGAAGGAGGAAAAGAAGGAGGAACGCAAAAAGGAAAAGGCAAAAGAAAAGGCUGCCCAAGCAUCCAAGUCUGCCAGCCCUCAAUCGGCAUCCGAGUCGGCACCAAAACUCGUCAAACCAAGUGCGGCUGGUUUCGAGGGUCUUCUCAAAGUCAUCUGCAACGACGACUUCAAGUUCAUCUUCUCCAACGCCGGCUUCUCCGAGGAGGAUUUCAAGGCGAUUGUCGAGUUUCCCCAACUUCUGGAUCCCAAUGGCGGCGCCAAGCGACGUGCGGCGAGGGAAAGGGAGCAGGAACUCGUCAAGAAGCAGCGCGAAGCCGAAGCCGAGGCCGAGGCCAAAGCGGCUGCCCAACCCCAACCGGCUCCUGUUGCCGAGCCCGAGGAGAACGAGGCAACGGCUGGAGGCAGCCUUCAGCUGGGCGGCGAGCCCGAGGGAGGCCAUGAACCAGUCGCGAGUCACCAGAACCAGCACGCCAUUGCUCCUCCCGGUCAGCAAGGGUUUGGCGGCAACUUGUUCGGCAACACGUCUCUGGCCGAAGACUUCAGCAGCCUUGGCUUGAACAACCGUGCCUUGACACCCGCGCAGCAGCAGCAACUUCUGCUUUCCAACUUCAAGUCAGGCCCUCAGUCCGCCGGCCUCCUCUCCAACCUGCAGAACAGUCAGAACCAACAAAACCUCGCAGCCAAUGCUCCCGGUCACGCAAGGCAUACCUCCCGCUUCAGCUUUGCCAACGACGGCGCCUCUGCUUCCGCCAACGUUCAACCUGUCGCCAGCCAAAAGAUCAUGAACCAGCAAAACUCCAUGAUGCCAAAGAGUGCAACCCAAUUCAACCAGAUGCCGCAGCACCAAGCGUUGGGCGGCCAGUUCUUCACAAACGUCCAAGGACCGCCUCCUGGCCUGAAGCCCACGGGCACGCCCCCGGUCGGCGGCACCAACAUGUUUGCGCAAGGUCAUGGUUUUGCCACGGGCGGGCUGCCCUACGGCGCAAACGCAGCCGGUCGAAACACCAACGAGCUGUACCAGGACCUGCUCCGCAACAGAAACAUGGACGGUGGUGGUGCUAGGACGGCGGAUUCUGGUAAGCUAGGCACGACAUUCGCCGAUGAGGACCAGGCUACGCUCGAGGUCGACGCUCUUGUCAACGAUGACGAGAACGAGCCUGUGCGGCCUCCUCCGAGCCUCCCGCUCGCUGGACAGUUUUUCGAACAACCUCGUCGAUCAACGCCAUCCAUUCCACCUGGAUUCACUGCCCCUGCGAUCCCCCGGGCCAUAGCUGAGGAAGUAGCCUCACGCCCCGGCUCUCGCCCAGGUUCGCGUCCCAUGUCGCGAACCACGUCUUCUACCAUCGUGCCCGCAGUUCCCGUUGUGCCCGUCACACCCAUCAAAGCCGAAACACCUGCAAAAGCAAAGAAGGGGAAGCAGGCCGCCAAAGCAGCAGAAGCAGUGGAUGCUGCACCGGCAGCCACAAGAGUGGUACCUGCAACGCCAACGAAAUCGCCAAGCAAGGCCCCAGUCGCAAAGGCACAGACUACAACGAGCACCCCAACGAAGACGGUAGAGGUGGCUGCGAAGAAGCCAGAGAAGAAUUCCACGCCAGACACACCUGUCAAGGCCACGGUGAAGAGCAAGGCAGCCAGCAAGAAGACCGAGAAGGCUGAAAAACCAGCAAGCACCGCCGAGGACAACAGCCCAAAGUUGCCCGACAAAGAGAGUGCAGAUGCUCCGAUUGGUACUGGAGCGCCCAACGCAAACACCAAACGACAGCCCCCGGGCAAAAUUGAUAUUCCAACGACCAAGAAUGUCGAGAAGGAGCCUACGCCUGCAACGAUCCCGAAGAAAGGGGAGUCACCAAUGAAGAACGUGCGCGCGCUUCCUCCAACCUCAUCUCCCUCGGUGCCUGCAAGUCCCGCCGUAACGGCAGCUCCAUCUCCUAUCAAGCACACGGCCGCCCCGCGAACACUGCGACUGGUUUCCACCCCCAAGGCAGAGACUCCGCCGGCUGUCGUUACGCCAACACCUCCACUGCCUCAUAUUCCUACCGUGGACAAGUUGAGGUCCAGGCAGGCCAGCAUUGCGUCCUUGAACCAGCCGGGCACGCCAGCAAGCGAGCCAAUCUCCGAUACUGCCUCGAUGACAUCAGGCAUGAUUUCUAGGGCUAGCUCUCCGCCUCCUCCAAGCACUAUUGUCGGCUCGGCUCCGGUGAGGAAGAUGACGAAAGCGCAAGCCAAGAAGAACAGACAGGAGCGCAAACGACAGGAAGAGGAGACCACGGCAGCGGACGAGAAGUCUGAUGUCGAAGUCGUCCAAGCUCCAAUCAUCGGCCGUAAGAAGAAAGCCAAGAAGCCAUCCACCACCCCGAAACCAGUCGCUGCUAUGGCUUCUGCCAUGGCUGCUGCAAAGAGUCAGCCUGCUUCGCCCAAGUCUGCUACCGUGGAGGAUGAGCUGGUGGAGACACCAACUGUGGCAUCGGUCAAAGCACAGCCUACCAGGAAUUCUGCAAGUGCCACGCCUGAGCCUGAAGUCGUCUCAGAAGAACAAAGAGAUAGGCGAGAGCCGAGUGCACAGUCCGUUCUCAACGACCUGCAGAAGACUGGCGAAAUUCUCGUAUCGGCUCUUGAGUUCUUCAAGCCUCUCUCUUCGACCCUGACACACGGCUCACGAUCGAAUCCAUCCGGCCAUCCGACAUCCCCACCCGACCUCAAGAUCCACUUUGCGGAAGCCGACCUCGACGCUCUUGCCAAGAAGAAGCCCAUCCGCCUUGGCGGCCAUGGAGACAAGCCCGACUCACGCACUCUCAUCACCCCGAACGGCAAGUUCUUCUGGGGCCUCUCGCACGAGCUCGAAGAGAAGGCCCUGUCGCUGGAAUCCCAAAUCGAGCAACUUGCCGGACAGGCGCGCUUCCACCCAUCCUCGCGCUCAAACACACACUACAACCCCCCUUACUCGCCCACAUCCGACGUUCUUCCCGCCAUCGCCACAGCCCUCAAAGAAGCCGGCAAGAAACUCAGCCCAGGUUCCCCCACGAGCAACCGAAAACUCGACCCAGCAACCUACUCGCACACCCUCUCCCAAGUCCACCCCAACGACCUCCCACCCGCAACCCUCUCUCCUCCCCCAGCCCAGCAGCAAACCCCCGCAGACGCAGGCGCCUACCUCAACCAGUUUGUACUCCCGCGCACCGACAACCCGCCGCCCAACCAGUCGCGCUCGGAAAUGGCAGCCGUCGGCGGCGCCCCAGGGUCCGGCACGCGAUCCAUCUCGGUAGCGACGCACCAGUUCGAGAAAGCCGCGCGUGCCGUCAUCGAGGGUGGUGCGGUAGGGAGUACCGAGAUCGACGGCCUGGGCAGCAUGGUGGGAGAUCGCAGUGGAGGUGUCUUCGUGCGGGGGUUGGAGAGUCUCGUCGGUGCCGGGUUGGGUGUGGGUGGGAAUGGGAAUAAGAAUGGCAAUGAGGGGCGCGAAGCUUUGGACGCUAGGCUCGACGUGCAAGGUCUCUUUGGCCGGUUCGAGAUGGGCCCUGGGAACGAGUUGAGGAGUGUGAGUGGUGGCCUCGGAGGAAGUGUCGGUCAUGGCAAUGGUUACAGUACCGCGACAUCGGCAAGCAGCAGAGGCAGCGUUCUCAGCCUCGAGGAAGCGGAAACUGCCAUGCUGAGCGCGCGGCGCGAACACGAGGUUCUGGAACGCAAGCUCGCGGCGCUGAUGAAGAAGAAUAGAAAACUCGCUGUUGGGGGAGCGCGGUGA